Molecule: messenger RNA, 843 nt
Organism: Miscanthus lutarioriparius
Lineage: Eukaryota; Viridiplantae; Streptophyta; Magnoliopsida; Poales; Poaceae
Source: the annotation of a GenBank genome assembly
AUGGGAUUUGGAGUGCUCAAUGGCAUAUCGAUUGGACUUCUUAACUUGAGUCUUGGUUUCAAUUCUGUUGGUUUCUAUCAGAUGACAAAGCUGGCUAUUAUUCCCUGUACUGUUAUAUUGGAGACCCUUUUCUUCAGGAAGAAAUUUAGUCGGAAUAUCAAGCUCUCCCUUAGUGUGCUCCUUGUUGGUGUUGGUGUUGCAACUGUAACUGAUCUGCAACUCAACACUGUAGGAUCCAUACUGUCCCUGCUGGCAAUCAUCACAACCUGUAUUGCUCAGAUCAUGACAAAUACAAUACAGAAGAAGUUCAAGGUAUCUUCAACGCAGCUUCUGUACCAAUCUUGCCCAUACCAAGCAUUGACUUUGUUCCUUAUCGGUCCAUUCCUUGAUGGAUUUUUGACUAACCAAAAUGUCUUUGCUUUCGAUUACACAACUCAAGUUCUGUUUUUCAUCGUGUUGUCAUGCCUGAUUUCAGUCUCAGUAAACUUCAGCACUUUUCUCGUGAUUGGGAAGACAUCUCCUGUAACUUACCAAGUUCUUGGCCAUCUGAAAACAUGCUUGGUUCUCACCUUUGGCUAUGUUCUGCUUCACGAUCCGUUUAGCUGGAGAAACAUACUUGGAAUCCUAAUUGCAGUAAUUGGGAUGGUUUUGUAUUCAUACUUCUGCACUAGAGAGACUCAGCAAAAACCAGCAGAAGUCUCCCCGCAAGUCAUUCAGGAUAAAGAGGGUGAAUCAAACCCUCUGAUCUCGGACUCCCUGAGCGCUGCUGAAAACGGGGGCAGUGCCACCGACGACGAACCCCUGAAGGUACCAAUGUGGAGCUCAAAGUACUCGAAGGCGUGA